AUGCAGGGUCCUGAGGCUUCGAGCCCCGAUGCGCUCGCAGGCCUACCAUCAACCCUGAGAACGAUGAUAGGCAAUCCGACGACGUCACCGAUUAGCUUUGUCUCCUCAACAUCACCACCAGUACAAAACGAUCCAUCACUUUCACAGCACCAACUCCAAGCGAAUCUACAAAAUGUGCUCUCCUCUUUGUCGAUGGAGUUCCGUCAGGAGCCUGUGCUGACCAGUGGCAACUCGACCGGGUCAACCGGGAAAGGCAUCUUGAUUGGGAUCUUGUCCGCGUUUGGCUCGGCUGCUGUCGCAUUUGUCGUUCUAGCGAUCUUUUUCUUCUUCAAAUAUACCCGUCCGGGCCGGAUUAUGCUCGAUCGCAUCGGCAGGCCCGGUGAAUACGACGACGAGCAAGCCUUUGCGCGUGAGGAAGAAGCGGCUCUAGGGUCAAUGGAUGACUUAGCGCGAUCGGAAUACUUGAGAGCGAAAGCUUUUGUUCAAGGAAACCCCCCCGAAUCUGUGCAAACCGACAUAUCCCUAUCGCAGUUCCUCGCGAUCCAAGAAAAAGGCGUAUCUGCGUGGGAAUUCCAGCCAGAGCUGGAAAUUGCAAAUUGCUUUGUGGAAGGACGAACAGAGAUUGAGUUCUUUGACUCGGAGUGCAGUGUACAGACCAACCUACCAAUCCCCAAGCAAAAUGAUGUCUACUACUGGGAGGCGAAGAUAUACGAUAAGCCUGACUCGACUAUGAUUGGCAUCGGUGUGACUACGAAACCAUACCCCCUGUUCCGAAUGCCUGGCUUUCAUAAAUCCUCUGUUGCCUACCAAUCCACGGGACAUCGCAGACUCAACCAACCAUUUAAUCCCACCCCAUACGGGCCUCCACUACUUCAGGGCGAUGUUGUUGGUGUAGGCUACCGACCUCGAUCUGGCACCGUCUUCUUCACACGCAACGGCAAGAAAUUAGAAGACGUGGCUCACAACUAUCGCUCACAAAACCUCUUCCCCACCAUCGGUGCUAACGGACCUUGCACUAUCCACGUGAACUUUGGCCAAAUGGGAUUCGUAUUCAUCGAGGGCAAUGUCAAGAAAUGGGGCUUGGCCCCUAUGACUGGCAGCCUCGCCCCACCCCCGCCCUAUGGCAGCGAACAAGGCAGCAUUCUACUUGAGUCCGGCCGCGAGAGUGCGGCUCAAAUCUCCCAGCGUGUUUACCAAAAUUCAAACUACGCAGCCUCAGGCUCAAGUGUCAGGAUUCCUCCGGCGCCCAGCCCAGGUCCUUCUCGAUCACCAACUGACAUUUCCCUUGCUCAGCUGACCCACAUUCCUUCUCAUGAAGAUGCUGGCGAAGGGUCCAGUCGUUUUGCUUUGGCCGAUGCGGAUGAAGCAGCUCCUGAUAAUCAAGAGGCCCCUCCCCCAGAGUAUUCUAGUCCCGACGGCAGUCGUAGGGGCAGUGAUGCCUCUCUUGAAUUCCCAAGAGCUUCUGACCACAACUCUCCAUCAAAUGACUCGAUCAAUUCUCAAUAUCUACCAAGCUACCAAACAGUGGUAGAAAGAGAUCUAAAUGAACACAACUCAGGACACUCCUGA
Messenger RNA from Penicillium vulpinum, 1569 nucleotides. RefSeq names its product SSH4 family protein. The transcript has 3 exons. NCBI's taxonomy places the organism in Eukaryota, Fungi, Ascomycota, Eurotiomycetes, Eurotiales, Aspergillaceae. The coding region runs from base 1 to 1569 and encodes 522 amino acids. Gene Ontology annotation, molecular function: protein binding. The record is from RefSeq and is a predicted model, not a curated record.